GCAAGCAUCGACGGCCUCUUUGCUGAGAUUACUGUCGGAGCAGGAAGCUCUGCUGUCGUCUUCAAUCUUCCCAAGAAGCUGCUCUGCAACUCGUCCAUAUAUUUCAAGGCCGCGUUGAACAACGGGUUCUUGGAAACUACUACACAAAAAAUAACUCUCGACGACGAGGAUCUCGAAGUCUUCCGUACUUAUGUCGUCUGGUUGUUCCAAGCAGAAUUGAAACAUGAGAGCCUUGAUAAGACCCGCAAUGUCGCACGUCACUUGGUCCAUGUCUACAUCUUCGCAGACAGACGAGGCAUUGUGAGUCUAGCAGACGAUGUAGUUACAAUGAUGUCGUCCUUCUGGCUCUGCGAGUGCCUCGAUACGACGCCUGAUCCUGGAAUCGAGAGCCUCAGAGUGGGGACCAAUAAAGGAUUUGUGGAAACCAAGGAGCAGACGAUCACACUGGACGAUAAAGACCCCAAGAUCUUUACCACCUACGUUCUCUGGCUCUAUGAGAAGAAGCUGAAUAAGGAUACAACACCCGAGUGUUCUGAAGACGAGUGCACGGGCUGCGAUGCUUUCCAGGGACAUCUAUCCAGACUCUACGUCUUCGCUGACAAACGCGGCAUCUUGAAGCUAACCAACGACAUCCUCACAAUGUGGGUUUCAAACUGGAUCAACAACCCCGUUAACUUGAGCGAGAUUACGCAAGUCCUUCCCUUGAUCUUGCGUGAAAGCAACCUGUACAAGCUCGUCGCGGACAUGAUGGCAUUGGAGGUGAGACUGGAUCAUAUGACUGAUGGUCUGUCCGAUGCAGAUCUGUCCAAGGAGUUCGUGGUCGAUCUCCUCUGCAGAACCAUCCGGUUGCCGGAGGAAUUCAAUAAAUAUUUCAUGUGCUCCCAAUCCGCCUGUCACUAUCACUCUCACGACGAUCAGAAUGUCGUGAGCGAGGAGGAAUGUAUCCGCCGUAUUGAAGCUGGAAAUAACGUCUUCAACAUCAGCGUAGACCUCAAGCAAAAGGUCUGGGACUGGGAUUAU
This is a messenger RNA of Aureobasidium vineae, 1020 nucleotides long. Lineage: Eukaryota; Fungi; Ascomycota; Dothideomycetes; Dothideales; Saccotheciaceae. The record is from the annotation of a GenBank genome assembly.